GACAAGGCGGGGGGAGGGGUAUCAGCGGUGGCGCAAGCAGCGCGCGGAGCAGCAGAGCCUGGGUCCGCUCCCUACACUGCCGCCGCCUUCCCACCCGGCGGCAGAUCUGGCGCCCCGGCAGCCCCAGAACACCUCCAGACGGACGAAGGACUCCAUGUUGGGGAACUUGGUGGUGGCGUGACGGGGACCUAGGGACUUACGGUGCGGCUGCUGGCGGAGCAAGAGCCUCGACCUCGGCCUUAGGACUCUUUGAUGGAAAACUGAUUACCUGACUGUUUGACCUGAAGAAUCUUACAGGAAACCUGUUUUCAAGGAGAAAUGAAGAAGAGAACUGUAUAUACCUUAAAUGUGGGAGAUCAGGAGUAUGAAGAUAUGGAAGGAGAAGAAAACAAAGAUAAUACUGCUACCACUGUUCUGUUGUACAGUGAAGCUGACAGAUGUCCUAUAUGUCUUAAUUGCCUGUUAGAGAAGGAAGUUGGUUUUCCAGAAAGCUGUAAUCAUGUCUUCUGUAUGACCUGUAUUCUUAAAUGGGCAGAGACACUAGCUUCAUGCCCUAUUGACCGAAAACCUUUCCAGGCAGUGUUUAAAGUCAGCGCAUUGGAAGGCUGUGUUAAGGUUCAAGUACAGAGACAGUCGAGAGAAACAAAAGACAAGAUAAAUGAAAACUCUUUUAAGAAACAGCUCUUCAGUCAUGAAAAUUCUAAAACCUGUACAAGAAAAAAAAUCAUAGGAGAAGAUCUAUUAAGUGCAAAGUUUUAUGACUUGAAGAUGCAUAGAAAAACUAAAUACAGUGAAAUGGGAGGAAAGAAAAAUACAACAAUAAAGAUAAAGCCUCGAAGAUCAAAUCAGUGUACAAGUCAGCACUUCAGAAGUUUUCUCUCCAAUAUAUUUUCUUCUAGCAGUCCCACUGGAGAAUCUGCUUUUACCUGUAGAGCUUACUGUACAGAAUUUAUAGAAGCCAAUGAAAUCAGUGCAUUAAUUAGGCAGAAGAGACAGGAACUGGAAUUGUCAUGGUUUCCUGAUGCAUUACCUGGAAUUGGAAGAAUUGGUUUUAUACCCUGGAACAUUGAAACAGAAGUCCUUCCUCUCAUCUCUUCUGUGAUGCCAAGAGCUAUUUUUCCAACAAGUACCAUGUCAUUAGAGAACUUUGGUACUUCUUACAAGGGAUAUGCAUUAGCACACACUCAAGAAGGAGAAGAGAAGAAGCAAACUUCUGGCACAUCAACCACCAGAGGAUCAAGACGAAAACCUGCAGCAACAACUCCCACUAGGAGAUCUACGCGUAACACGAGAGCUGAAACAGUCACUCAGCCUCAGAGAUCCCCAGUAUCAAAUAAUUCUGGGUGUGAUGCCCCAGAUAACAAUAAUCCACCUGUAAGUGUUUCUUCUUCAGCUGAGUCUGAAAAGCAAACAAGACAGGCUCCAAAACGGAAGCCUCUAAGAAGAGGAAGAAAGCCACCUUUGCUGAAAAAGAAACUUCGGAGCUCUGUACCUACCCCUGAAAAAUCAUCUUCCAGUGAUUCAGCAGAUGAAACAGCAGAAUCUGACACACCACCUGUUUUAGAGAAAGAGCACCAGUCAGAUGAAGAAAAUAGUAACACUUGUACUGUGCAGACAAAUGUAGAAGAUAAGUCUGCUAAUGGCUUGAAAAGUCACAGUGAGCAAAUAGAAGAGAGUGAGGAACAUACUGAGAAUCACGAUACAGAGAAAAAAGUAGAAACUUCACAUUCUGAGUCUUGUACUCAAGAAGAUCCUGUGCUAGUUGGAGAGGAGGAUCCUGUGCUAGUUGGAGAGGAGAGUCCUGUGCCAGUUGGAGAGGAGGGUCCUGUGCUAGUUGGAGAGGAGGGUCCUGUGCUAGUUGGAGAGGAGGGUCCUGUGCUAGUUGGAGAGGAAGAUCCUGUGCUAGUUGGAGAGGAGGGUCCUGUGCUAGUUGGAGAGGAGGAGGAAGUUCAAAAAGUUGAGAAUACAGAUAUCAAGGCUAAUGUUUUAUGUUUAGAAAGUGAGAUAUCUAAAAAUAUUUCUGAAAAAGGAGGUGAUCCAUUAGAAAAUCAAGACCCAAUAUCUGGACCUUCAGAAUCAGAGUUAAAAACAGAUAUAUAUACAGAUCAUCCUCCAAAUGAUUUUCUUACACGUUCAGCAUCUGAAAUUGAAGUGCACCAACCUAUACCAAGCCUGGGUGACUUACCUGAGGAUGCAGAGCUAAUGGUUAGUAAGGAAAAUGUUGUAGAGGUUAAUGAAGAAAAAAUAAUAGAUGUUAAUGAUGAAAAGGUUAUAGUGAGUCCUAUAGAAGAAAUUAUUGAUCAUAAAGAUACUUCAGUAAAAGCAGAACAGCUUGUAGACAGCCAAAAAUCAGAGUCUUCUGAGGGUGGAACUAUACAAACAGUGGACAAAACAUCUGUUGAGAGCUCAGAGAUUCAGCUGCCUGGGCACAUUGAAAUUGAAGAUGCAGAAAUAACUGCAACGCUUGAUACUUCAGGGAAUGAAAAUUUCAGUAGUAUUCAAGACUCUGAAAAUAAUUUAUUAAAAAAUGAUCUUAAUACCAAAUUGGAUGAAUCUUUAGAAGAAAAGACUGAGUCUCUGGUUGAACAUCCCAGAUCUACAGAGUUGCCUAACACACACAUUGAACAGACUCAGCAGCAUUCUGGUGAAGACAAUAAUGAGAUGAUACCUAUGGAAUGUGAUUCAUUUUGCAGUGACCAGAAUGAAUCUGGAAUUGAACUGGCUGUAAAUGCUGAUGCUAAACAAUUGAAUAAAAGUUCGGCAGAGGGCAGUUCUCAAAAUAAUGUGCCAUCUUCUGAUCCAGUAAGUGAAAAGGUUGAAACUGUAUCUCAAACAUUUGAAAGCCCAGUAGACGUGAUAGAUAAAGCCAAAAAGCCUCGUACUCGAAGAUCUAGAUUUCAUUCCCCAUCUACAACUUGGUCCCCUAACAAAGACGCUGCACGGGAAAGGAAGCAGUCUCAGUCUCCAUCUCCCAAAAGAGACACUGGGAAAGAAAGGAAGUCUCAGUCACCAUCUCCCAAGAAAGAAUCUGCAAGAGGACGGAGGAAAUCACGUUCUCAGUCUCCAAAAAAGGAUAUUGCAAGAGAAAAAAGGCGAUCACAGUCUCGAUCUCCAAAAAGAGAUAGCACUAAAGAAGGCAAAAGAUCAGAAUCACUCUCCCCAAAGAGAGAGACUUCUAGAGAGAACAGAAGGUCUCAGUCAAGAGUGAAAGAUUCCUCCCCAAGAGAAAAAUCCAGGUCCCGGAGCAGAGAAAGGGAAAGUGAUAGAGACGGGGCUAGGAGAGACCGAGAGAGAGAGAGAGAAAGGAGAACCAGAAGGUGGUCUAGAUCCAGAUCUCGUUCUAGGUCACCAUCAAGAUCUAGAACAAAAAGUAAGAGUUCAUCAUUUGCUAGAAAUGACAGAGACAGUUACUCUCCUCGGUGGAAGGAAAGAUGGGCAAAUGAUGGAUGGAGAUGUCCACGAGGAAAUGAUAGGUACAGAAAGAAUGACCCAGAGAAACAGAAUGAAAAUACAAGAAAAGAAAAAGAUGACCUCAGUUCAGAUGCUGACUAUCCAAAUUCUGCAGACAAACAUAGAAAUGACUGUCCCAGUUGGGUAACAGAAAAAAUAAAUUCUGGGCCUGAUCCAAGGACCAGGAAUCCAGAAAAGUUAAAAAAUUCCCACUGGGAAGAAAAUAGAAAUGAAAAUUCAGGGAAUUCUUGGAAUAAAAACUUUGGUUCAGGUUGGAUGUCUAACCGUGGUAGAGGUAACCGUGGCAGAGGCACUUACAGAGGUAGUUUUGCCUAUACGGAUCAAAAUGAAAAUCGGUGGCAAAACCGAAAACCGCUCUCAGGGAAUUCAAAUGAUUCAGGGAAUGAGUCUUUCAAGUUUGCGGAACAGCAACCAUAUAAACGGAAAAAUGAGCAAGAGUUCUCAUUUGAUACACCAGCAGAUAGAUCCGGGUGGACAUCUGCAUCUAGUUGGGCCGUGAGAAAGACUCUACCAGCAGAUGUUCAGAACUAUUACUCACGACGAGGGAGGAAUCCUUCAGGUUCACAGUCUGGGUGGAUGAGACAAGAAGAGGAGGCCGUUGAACAGGAUUCUAACCUAAAAGACCAAACAAACCAACAAGGUGAUGGUUCUCAGCUAUCUAUAAAUAUGAUGCAGCCACAAAUGAAUGUAAUGCAGCAACAAAUGAAUGCACAACACCAGCCUAUGAAUAUCUUCCCAUACCCAGUGGGUGUUCAUGCUCCUUUGAUGAACAUCCAACGUGGUCCAUUUAAUAUUCAUCCUCAGCUACCCUUGCAUCUGCACACAGGAGUACCUCUCAUGCAGGUAGCUGCUCCUACCAGUGUAUCUCAGGGACUACCACCACCACCACCCCCUCCCCCACCAUCCCAGCAAGUCAACUACAUGGCUUCACAGACAGAUGGAAAGCAGUUGCAGGGUACUCCCGGUGCUUCUCAUGUAAGUAAUAACAUGAGCACACCAGUCUUGCCUGCUCCAGCAGCAGCCCCGGGAAAUUCGGAAACAGUUCAGGGACCAAGUUCUGGUAAUACUUCGUCAUCGAGUCACAGCAAAGCCUCUGAUGCUGCUGUAAAAUUGGCAGAAAGCAAAGUAAGUGUUACAGUGGAAGCCAGCGCAGAUAGCUCGAAGACAGACAAGAAAUUGCAAAUUCAAGAGAAAGCAGCACAGGAGGUAAAACUGGCCAUUAAGCCAUUUUACCAAAACAAAGACAUCACCAAGGAAGAAUAUAAAGAGAUUGUACGAAAAGCAGUGGAUAAAGUUUGUCAUAGUAAGAGUGGAGAAGUGAAUUCUACUAAAGUGGCAAAUUUGGUUAAAGCCUAUGUAGACAAAUACAAAUAUUCACGGAAGGGAAGCCAAAAGAAAACUCUGGAAGAACCUGUGUCUACUGAAAAAAACAUAGGCUGAAGUGGAGAGCGCUGUAGAGGACACUGUCAAGAUGUCUGCAAAGUGCAAUUUCAACCAGUACCUUUAACUGAAAAUCGUACACAACUGUGAUUGAAAUUUGGUUUUGAUAAAAUUAUUUUUUUUAACAUAGGAUAUAAUGUUUUGUUCAAAAUAAAUACUAGUUCUGCACUGCAACUUCUAUAUCCUUUCCUUCCCCCUUCCCAAUACAAGCAAUUUCAAGGGAAAGGAAAGGGGUUAAAGGAAUGUGCAUUUUCACCAGGACUGUGGCAGUGUUGAUGCUGAGAGUGUACAGCAUUUUAUUUGAACAGUGGAGUGCAUAAACUAGAAAUUCCUAAGUGCACUGGUUUUGGAAGAGAUGUAUAUAUAAUACAUUUAUUCUGCUAGGCUAAAAAUAAAGUAUGAACUAUAUGAUUUCCCCUUCUAAUUAUAGAAAGUUAAGUAAUGUAUUACCAUGAAAAAUAUUUCUAAUAACAGAACAUACCAACUGCAGGGUUCCUAAUCUGUAUUUUUAAAGCACACAUCUGAAUAAAUUGCUUAGAUAAAAAACAAAUGAUCACCUAAGUAAAAUCCAGUGUUCAAAACUUUGGGACACUGUUGACCCAUUGUAUCACCAAAUAAAGGGUAUGCUGCUUGUU
This is a messenger RNA of Artibeus jamaicensis (Jamaican fruit-eating bat), 5546 nucleotides long. It is a transcript of the gene SCAF11, whose product is annotated as SR-related CTD associated factor 11. Gene Ontology annotation, molecular function: RNA binding. The transcript has 16 exons. Gene Ontology annotation, biological process: spliceosomal complex assembly. NCBI's taxonomy places the organism in Eukaryota, Metazoa, Chordata, Mammalia, Chiroptera, Phyllostomidae. The record is from RefSeq and is a predicted model, not a curated record. The coding region runs from base 319 to 4911 and encodes 1530 amino acids.